Molecule: messenger RNA, 5061 nt
Organism: Scleropages formosus (Asian bonytongue)
Lineage: Eukaryota; Metazoa; Chordata; Actinopteri; Osteoglossiformes; Osteoglossidae
Product: leucine-rich repeat-containing protein 4B-like
Exons: 3
Coding region: 592-2886 (764 amino acids)
Biological process (GO): synaptic membrane adhesion; regulation of postsynaptic density assembly; regulation of presynapse assembly
Cellular component (GO): postsynaptic density membrane; glutamatergic synapse; plasma membrane
Molecular function (GO): signaling receptor binding
Source: RefSeq, a predicted model, not a curated record
CGGGCGAGCUGCUGCAGCAGCGUGUGCGGCGUGUGUGCGUGUUCGCGCGGAGGUGCGCGACGGACGUGGUUUGCCGCUAGUAAUUGUGCACGCGGCCUUUAUUGAGAGACGCGCGGGAGCAUUGGGAUGCAGACGGUGUAGGAGGAGCCGUUCGCGGAGCCUUAAUUUAAUGGAACCUGCGCCGAGUGGAUUUCGCCGCGCGAGACAGUUGAACGUUCGCAUCGCAGUUUGAUUAAAAACUCAUCCUAUGUACAAGCGUAGAAGUGCAGAAGAAAGAAGGUUAACAAAUACGCCUAUCUAAUUCAUAUAUCUCUAUAUAAUUCUAUUGUUUGUUCUUCAAAGGACCGUUACAAAAGAAAGACAUCAGGAAACACAAAUGUGAACGCUGAAAAGUGAGAAUACAAAAUGAUUCUGUUUCCAAGGAAGCUAUAAAAUCUUUUUUCAACAAUAUCUGAACAGAAGAAAGAAGCAAAUUUAUGACUCAACAACACUGGAGAUAAAAAGAAAAAAAAAGAAAAAAAUUGAGAAAUUUCUGUCUGGAAUCAACCAAUCAACACACUGAGAAAAAGGGAGGGUCAUGACCGAGUUGCCAUGCGUAUCGACACGGUGACGGGCCUUUCCAACCCCUUUCCCCCCCUUUUCUUAUUGGUCCAGCUGCUUUUGCAGCUCCUCCCCCCUGGGCCACAGUUGGCCAUCGCUGGCUCUCCUUGCCCCGCCCCCUGCAGCUGCUCCAAUCAGGCGAGCCGAGUCAUCUGCACAAGGAGGAAUUUGGAGGAGGUGCCUAAAAGUAUAUCUGUCAACACGCGAUACCUCAACCUGCAGGAGAACUCAAUACAGGUAAUUAAAUCUGACACUUUCAAGCACCUGCUGCAUCUGGAGAUUUUGCAACUCUCCAAGAACCAGAUUCGUCAAAUUGAGGUUGGGGCCUUCAAUGGCCUCCCUAACCUCAACACACUUGAGCUUUUUGACAACCGCCUCACGCUGGUCCCCUCCCAGGCAUUCGAGUAUCUCAGCAAGCUGAGGGAACUGUGGCUGCGGAACAACCCUAUUGAGACUCUGCCUGCGUACGCAUUCCACCGCGUGCCCUCGCUAAGGCGUCUAGACUUGGGGGAACUGAAAAAGCUGGACUACAUCUCAGAGGCUGCCUUUGAAGGACUCAUCAACCUACGUUACCUGAACCUGGGCAUGUGUGGACUCAAGGACAUUCCCAAUCUCACCCCGUUAGUGCGACUUGAGGAGCUUGAGCUCUCUGGGAAUCGGCUGGAAAUCAUUCGGCCAGGUUCCUUCCAGGGUCUGGUGUCCCUGCGCAAGCUUUGGCUCAUGCAUUCCCAGGUGUCCGUAAUCGAGCGCAAUGCCUUCGAUGACCUCAAAAAUCUCGAGGAGCUCAAUCUCUCACACAACUCCCUUCACUCCCUGCCACACGACCUCUUCACCCCCCUGCACCAACUGGAGAGGGUGCACCUCAACCACAACCCUUGGGUCUGCAACUGUGAUGUGCUUUGGCUGAGUUGGUGGCUGAAGGAGACUGUGCCGAGUAACACCACCUGCUGCGCUCGCUGUCAUGCUCCACCAGGGCUGAAAGGCAAAUACAUUGGGGAACUUGACCAAAGCCACUUUACCUGCUAUGCCCCUGUGAUCGUUGAGCCUCCUACUGACUUGAAUGUUACAGAGGGAAUGGCAGCUGAACUGAAGUGUAGAACGGGUACUUCGAUGACCUCAGUCAAUUGGCUUACCCCAAAUGGCACCCUCAUGACCCACGGAUCCUACAGGGUCAGAAUUUCUGUCUUGCACGACGGCACGCUGAAUUUCACCAACGUCACUGUUCAAGAUACCGGCCAGUACACGUGCAUGGUGACGAACCAUGCGGGCAACACCACCGCAACUGCUGUGCUCAACGUGUCAGCCUCCGAUGCCAGCAACAGCUACAGCUAUUUCACCACUGUCACCGUGGAAACCAUGGAAACGGGUCAAGAGGAGAAUUCUGCCAGGCAAUACAUCAAUGAAACUUUUGUUGGCUUUCCAGGCCCCACAAUGCCAGGGGAAGUCUGGGGUAUGAGCACGACUUUGGCCACCACGUCUGUUUCUUCAUCCUCAUCAUCUUCUUCUCCUCAAGCCACUAGGUCCUCUGAAGGGGCUUUCACGGUGCCAGUAACUGAUGUUCCUAAUUUCUCCGGCCUGGAUGAUGUAAUGAAGACUACUAAAAUCAUCAUAGGCUGUUUUGUUGCCAUCACAUUCAUGGCAGCCGUUAUGCUCGUGGUCUUCUACAAGCUUAGAAAGCAGCACCAGCUGCACAAGCACCACGGUCCAGCCCGAGCGAUUGAGAUCAUCAACGUUGAGGAUGAGAUCGGAGCUACUGGGGGCAAUGGAGUAGGUGGCAGCAGUGGGAUUUCAGGGGGCUCUACCAUUCAUUCCAGUGGGGGAGGCAGUGGUGGAGGGCAGAGCUUAAGACUGAACCAUCCGGAAAUUGUCAGCCUUCCAAAUUUAGUGAGAGCGGAGCACCUUAACCAUUAUUACAAGGCACAUCAUUUUAACAACAAUGUGAUGGCUAUGGGAAUGGGUACAGGAGCUGGUGUAGGUGGGAUAGCUGGCUCGGGUGGUGUCCUCAACAACAACAACAACCCUUCCUCCCUGUCCAUGCCCUCUCAGACCCCCAUUUCUUGUACACAGGUUUCCAAUCCUUCAGCUAAUUUGCAAACCACGCCUGGAAACAGCACUAACCUUAACUCCAACACAAUGUCGUCACCCCUCCCCCUGCCGCUCCCGCUGCCACCUUUGGGUUUACAUGGAUCUCUAAAGGGUUUAAUGGGUCAGGGCCAGAACCCGCAAAUUGAACCGCUUCUGUUCAAGAAUGGUUCCAAGGAAAACGUUCAAGAGACCCAAAUAUGAGCAAGAUGUGUAAGCGUAGAGAAUGCUGAGGGCCAUGCCUGUUUUAUCCCCUAGGCCGAGUUUGGAAGGACAGAAAGCACACACUUAUGGCAAGGAUUUAAAAGUAUUGUUCUUUUACACUACAUUACAUUACAUUAUACUUACAGGAAGACGGAAAGGAAAACAACGCUUGCGGCGUUGUUUGCGACAGGGAGCUGACAGAGUGUGCACACGUGAAAUGGCCAGGUCCGUAGGCUGAAACUGUACCGAGCCAAGGAUUAAAACGGAUACGUUCAACGAAGCAAGUGUCUCUGUAUUAAUGAAUUGUCACGGCAAUGAAGUAUGUAACGGAUUCCACAACAGCAUAAUUCUGUGCCAAAGCAAAACUUUGUCCGUUUUUGUAUUCGUAUCGAAACAUACACAUCAUGGAUAUAUUCAGUUUACCCCAAAGUGCUUUUGCCACAGUUAAGAUGUGCGGAGCACACCGCAGUAUUUACUUUAUUAACAGAUGCGGGAGGAAAUUUGAAUUUACCCAUGUACAGAGGUGAGUAUUAAAUGAGGCGAUUACAGGUUAAGUACCUUUGCUCAAACAUGCAGCAAGUCUCACUCCUGGGAUCUGAACCUAUAGUGUGCGUUGGGCUCAUGUUUGUCCCAUACCUUAACUGCUGUGUGAACUGCUGGGAAUCGUUUGAUGAGUUAGUUCAGUCAUAGUAUAUUCUAGUAAUCCCAUUGUACAGUACAAAAAAGGAUUGUGCAAUGAAGUGCGACUGUAGAUUUUCAGAGGACAAUAUGAAAAAAGAAGAUACGCUUUACAUGUUCCUUAUCACGCCCCGGAAAUACCACGAAGGACAGACUGAAGGACAAAAGACAGCGAAGCAUUAGAAAACAUUACAUAUGGAAUAUAUCAAUAUAUUUUCUUUUCUAGAAAGAUAAUGAAUUUAUUAAUACACCGAGGAAAGUACAACCCUUGUAGGAUAUUAUAGAUUCUGUUAAGUUAUUACUAAACGUUUUUGAACAGUUUUUUUUCGGGGGGCGUGGGGUUGGACAGCAGAGAGGGGGAGUUAACUGGGACAUAAGUGCAAAUGAAUAAUACUGGAAAAAAAUACAAAAAGUUAUAUUGGCUUUAAUUCCGGGAAAACAUACCUUCUGUCACUCAUACAAAUCAGAUUUGCAGGAUAAUAAUAAUAAUAAUAGUAAUAAUAAUAAUAAUAAUAAUAAUAAUAAUAAUAGAGCUUCAUUAGACAUUGGGCAUUGCAGUUAACUUGUUUUUCUUAUUAUUUAAUGUAGGAGGCUGUUCACAGCUCUUGCAGCACUUUGCCCGGGGUCAGAAUGCAUUUCUGCCGCAGACUGAAAUGUGUGAAAUAUGCACCCAAAAUAUCACACUGCAGUGAACUGUUGUGUACAUUGACUUCCUUGUUCUUAUACUAAGUCCAGUACGCUAAAGGAGACAAAGGGAAAUGACUUACAAAGAUAGCUUAUUAAUUACAGAAAAUAAGAGAAAAUUCCAGUGUGCAUUUGACCCGUGCAGUUGGUGCCACGUCAGUCAUAUCGUGCAUGAAAAAGUUAUGGUCCGCAAUAUGCUUUAUGAAAGUAUACAAGUAUACUUCCUGUCUUACAGAAGUAUAGAGGUAUACGAAUUCCCUGGUACAUCGGCUAAUAGACACAUUUAUUCAUAGUAGAUCCUAACACUUGUGUUUCAAAUUAAUGCCAUGUGCAUUUUCUUAGAGCAGUGACCUAAUCAGUGUCCUAAUCAUUUUAAUUGGUACUUAUUUAGCAUUUUUUGUUAACUGUGGUUGAGUAAUCUACUAAUUCAGUAAUGAUACAAAAGAAUAGUCCUUUUUAUUUUGUGUAAUCAUAUUGUGCAAUACAUUUGUGCGUUGACCAAGUUGCUAUUAUGGAUGUAUCUUUUAAUAAUGUUUAAUAUCAAAUACAAAUGAAAAUAUCCACAGCACUAUCAGGUGUUAUUGUCCCAUAUGAUGUCCGCUGGGCUUGUACUUGAACCUGUGUUAAGGGCUACCCCUCACAACAACCAUACUCUCAAAGCUUUAGUUCAGGUAAUCCAACCACUCGCUGAAGACGCUUUAAUUGCCCAACAAAUAAAGUAAUGGAGAAAUAUAAACUGAUUUAAUGUUGAUAUGAAAAAAACUUGACUCACAAGUCAGUUCUUUAAACCUGUACUAAAAUAUUUUAGUACAA